AUGGCCCUCAAACGAAAGCGAUCAUCGCCAGGCUUCUCAUCGCCAUCCUCACUCAGCAGCGAUUCCACAACCCAAUCCAGCCCAUUGCCAUCCUUCUACCACCAAAGCAAACCCAUCGCACCGUUCUAUCAAAAGCCAACAUGGUCCUUCCCGACAUACGACGACACCCUAUCCAGCCAACACCUCAACAGUCGAACCAGGAAACGACACAGAGACAACAGACCGGACGAAGAGCAAAUACAUGCGAGCACGAUAGAUCGAUUAUAUCAAGCGCAAAGACAACAUCCCGAUGCGUCGCCCGUGCUGUCGCAACCCGUCAUCCAAGCACAACAACCGACACAACCGCAACGAAGCACGCUGCAUUCCUUUUGGCGGAUAGGUCAACCGCCGGCUGCGACGAUGAUGGUGGUGGAUUCUGGCCCGAAACAUCUUGAGAGGGUUACCACGCCUCCGAAUUGUGAGGAUUGUGAUCGACCUCUGAGGGCUGAAGAUGCUAUGGAUGUCGAUGAAUAUACCCUGAACCAGGAGACACGGUGUGCGUCCUGCGAACGAUCAAUAUGCGAUACUUGUGCGAUACUGGGUACUGCGCGGACGUGUCUGGCUUGUGCUAGCCGCGGAUAUUGA
This is a messenger RNA of Fulvia fulva, 624 nucleotides long. RefSeq lists its product as uncharacterized. The record is from RefSeq and is a predicted model, not a curated record. Bases 1 to 624 code for a protein of 207 amino acids. NCBI's taxonomy places the organism in Eukaryota, Fungi, Ascomycota, Dothideomycetes, Mycosphaerellales, Mycosphaerellaceae. The transcript has 2 exons.